Molecule: messenger RNA, 621 nt
Organism: Selaginella moellendorffii
Lineage: Eukaryota; Viridiplantae; Streptophyta; Lycopodiopsida; Selaginellales; Selaginellaceae
Exons: 1
Coding region: 1-621 (206 amino acids)
Molecular function (GO): protein binding
Source: RefSeq, a predicted model, not a curated record
AUGGAGCGGGUGGAUGCGUGGAUGGCGUGCUUCGCGCUGGCCAUGGCGCUCGUGUGGGGGCUGGCACGUUGGAAUGGCAUGCUGGGCGGUGGCAGAUCGGGGUGGUGGAGGCGCAAGUCGCAGCAGCGGGCAGAUUGUCGCCAGCAUUUCAUGGCGGCGGCCCAUCUGCUGGCCCGAGCACGGCGGCAGCGCAAGGAGCUAGCGGACGAGGGGAGGAGGAGCAGGGGCAAGAGCUCGUCUCUGGCGCGGGAUGCCAUCCGCGAGUGCGAUGUGGCCAUCGCCUGCGAUCCGCGGGACGCCGCGCCUCACAUCGUCAAGGCGCUGGCACUGCAACACCUGGGGCACCUCACUGCCGCGCUGCGAUCGCUCAACACGGCGCUGUCGCCGCCGGCGUCCAAGAGCCUGACGGAGUCGGAGAGGGUGGAGGCGCUGAUCAAGCGCGCGUCCAUCAGCCUCGACGCAUUCAAGACCAAGCGAGGGGUGAAGGCCGCCAUUGCCGAUCUGGAGGAAUGCCUCGCGCUCGAUUCCUCCCCACAAUCGGCCGCUGCGGACGCUGCCCGCCAGAUGCUUGCGAGCUGCUACCAGAGAAUGGGAGGAGGAGCUUCACGAGUCCAUGAAUAG